Messenger RNA from Solanum dulcamara, 1362 nucleotides. RefSeq names its product bifunctional phosphatase IMPL2, chloroplastic. Bases 65 to 1189 code for a protein of 374 amino acids. NCBI's taxonomy places the organism in Eukaryota, Viridiplantae, Streptophyta, Magnoliopsida, Solanales, Solanaceae. The record is from RefSeq and is a predicted model, not a curated record. Gene Ontology annotation, biological process: L-histidine biosynthetic process. The transcript has 9 exons. Gene Ontology annotation, molecular function: histidinol-phosphatase activity.
AAAGUACAGUGUUAAACACCUCACGUUCCGUACUUCCCCUUUUCACUACGCCGCUUUAUCAUUUAUGACAUCACUGCUCCUUCUCACUUUCAAUUUCCCACCUGAUCUUUUCUCUCGUGAAUCCAUCUUUUCCCAAAUAUUAAACAAUAUCCUCCAAAUGCAGAUGCAAAUGCUUUCUCAAUCUCAUUUUCAUUCUCUAAAUCGCGGCAACUUUUUUCGUCUUUCCGGCUUUAAUAGCCAGAGAAUCUUCUCCGAUUCGCUUGCUUUUCCAUAUUCCGGUAUCAAUUCGUUCCCGAUCUCACACGGAAUCAAAUUGCCGUCGCUUAGGAUGGGUUCGAAUUGUGUGCUUCCUAAUCAAACGCAAAUCGCUGAUUUAGUAUUUGAGGACUCUGAGAUCGACAAAUUCGCCGCUGUUAGUAACAAAAUUGCUGAUGCUGCUGGUGAAGUUAUCCGCAAAUACUUCCGGAAAAGCUUCGAUAUUCUCGAUAAAGAAGAUUUAAGUCCGGUGACAAUUGCUGAUCAAGCGGCGGAGGAAUCCAUGGUGAAGAUAAUUCAAGAGAAUUUCCCUUCCCAUGCAAUUUAUGGAGAGGAGAAGGGAUGGAGGUUUCUAGAGGAAACUGCAGAGUAUGUUUGGGUUUUAGAUCCAAUAGAUGGGACAAAGAGUUUCAUUACAGGGAAACCUGUGUUUGGCACUCUUAUUGCUCUGUUGUACAAAGGUAAACCGAUUCUUGGCAUUAUUGACCAGCCUGUACUGAGAGAGAGGUGGAUUGGUUUAAGUGGGCGACGAACUACCUUGAAUGGGCAAGAAAUCUCCACACGCAAUUGUUCAAGUAUUUCAAAAGCCUACAUGUACACUACUAGCCCACAUUUGUUCGAAGGGGACGCUGAGAUUGCCUUUGCUCGUGUUAGAAGCAAGGUGAAAGUUCCAUUGUAUGGAUGUGAUUGCUAUGCUUAUGCCCUAUUGGCUUCUGGAUUUGUGGAUCUUGUAAUAGAGUCUGGUCUUAAGCCGUACGACUUCCUCUCACUUGUACCAGUAAUAGAAGGUGCUGGAGGAACAAUAACCGACUGGAAAGGACAACAAUUUAAUUGGAAAGCUUCUGCUGGUUCACCAGCCAUAAGUUUUAAUGUAGUUGCAGCAGGUGAUAAACAAGUUCAUCAACAAGCUUUGGAUACAUUGCAGUGGCACUAGAGGAAGCUAUGUUUCACUGUAUUGGCGAAUGUCAUAGUUAUUGAUUACUUGCUGUCGAGUCUCUACAUUAAUUUUGAAUUGUAAACUGAAUUGUGGUGGUCGUCUGUUAUAAGUUGUAACCUUCAACAAGCUGUCUAAUAACGGGUUAAAUCAGAUUACUUGCGUUUCCAGUU